UCAUAAGGCUGCGCUGCACUCCGGUGAUUCGAUUGAAGAAAGAAAAACUGGUGAAGCAGCUGAGAUCCACGUAACAAGAAAGAUGACUUUCAUUAAAGUGGAGAGUGAAGACAUGAAGAUUGAAGAAGUAUUUAGCAUGAAACAAGAAGAUACUGACGACCAAACAAAGAUGCCGUUUAUUAAAGAGGAGAGUGAAGACAUGAAGGUUGAUGAAACAUUCAGAGUCAAACAUGAAGAUACUGAGGAACAAACAGACCUAAUGGCACUGAAAGAGGAUAAAGAAGUACUCAAUGAAACUGAAAAAGAAGAUCAAUAUGAGAAUCUUCAAAAGACAGGAACUAGAAGUUUCGCUCAACAGGACACCCCUAAAGAUCAAACUGGGGAGAGAUUCUCUCAUAAAGUAAGUCUUGAGAGGCACAUAAAGAUUCACACUGGAGAAAAGCCUUUCAUAUGCGUUCAGUGUGGAAAAUGUUUCACUCUAAAAGAAAACUUCAACAGGCACGUGAGAUCUCACAGUGAAGAGAAGCCUUACAUAUGCCAACAGUGUGGUGUGAGUUUUGCUCAACAUGGACACCUUGAAAUCCACAUGAAGUUUCAUACUGGCGAGAGCCCUUUUACUUGCCAACAUUGUGGAAAAUGUUUCGCUUGUAAAUCCAUUCUUGAGAGACACUUAAUAAUUCACACUGGAGAAAAGCGGUUUGCAUGCCCUCAGUGCGGAAAAUGUUUCAAUCAACGAGGAAACCUCAAAGCCCACAUUAGAACACACAGUAGAAAGAGUGCCUUCAUCUGCCAACAGUGUGGAAAGAGUUUCACUCAUAUAGGGAGUCUUAACGGGCACAUGAGGACUCACACUGGAGAAACACCUUUCUCGUGCCAACAGUGUGGAGACAGUUUUGCUCACAAUGGAAACCUUAAACUCCACAUGAGAAUCCACACUGGAGAAAAGCCUUACAGUGUGUAAUAAGUUAAACUCAAAACCUCAACAGACACAUGAGAAUUCACACUGGAGAGAGCUCGGUUAACUGCGUACAGUGUAGAAAUGUUUCAGCACUUCUACAUUUAAAACUCCAGCAUACAUAAUGUUAUUGACCUGAACUGAUUUAAACUAAAGAAUGACAAUAUUGGCUAUUUGUAGUGGUUUUACAAUAUAAUCUAAGGCUGCAUUUAAACUGCAGGUCUUGAUGUCCAAAUCCGAUUUU
Messenger RNA from Carassius carassius (crucian carp), 1199 nucleotides. Its product is annotated as gastrula zinc finger protein XlCGF7.1-like. The record is from RefSeq and is a predicted model, not a curated record. NCBI's taxonomy places the organism in Eukaryota, Metazoa, Chordata, Actinopteri, Cypriniformes, Cyprinidae. Gene Ontology annotation, biological process: regulation of transcription by RNA polymerase II. The transcript is spliced from 3 exons. The coding region runs from base 83 to 961 and encodes 292 amino acids. Gene Ontology annotation, molecular function: RNA polymerase II cis-regulatory region sequence-specific DNA binding; DNA-binding transcription factor activity.